This is a messenger RNA of Cynara cardunculus var. scolymus (artichoke), 1747 nucleotides long. RefSeq lists its product as uncharacterized. NCBI's taxonomy places the organism in Eukaryota, Viridiplantae, Streptophyta, Magnoliopsida, Asterales, Asteraceae. The coding region runs from base 142 to 1650 and encodes 502 amino acids. The record is from RefSeq and is a predicted model, not a curated record. Gene Ontology annotation, molecular function: protein binding. The transcript is spliced from 8 exons.
CGGUUAUGUCUUUGAUGCAUCUCUUACACUGAUUCAUUCUGCAUAAACCCUACGAAUUGGGAUUUUGGGGCUUCCUGGGUUUAUCGAAUAUCAAUCUCUUCGGAGAAGAAUCAAGAGAAUAAAAGAAAGAAUCGGAAUUUAAUGGCGUGUAAUCAUCCCUUACCAUCCACAUCGACAAACCAUGAUUCAACGACGAAGGUUACGGAUAUGGAUAUGGACUCGCUGGUCCAUUGCGCAAGCCACCUCACCCUUCAAGACCUCUCUAACAUGGCCAUCUCCUGCAAAUUUCUCAAUCGCGUCGUUUCUUCUGAUUCCAUUUGGCGACGUUUGUUCAGGGAGCGGUGGCCACAGCAGGAAGCCUAUAUCAUUUCACAAACAUCAGGUGUAAGAGAAGCAUAUAUGGCACGAUACAGAGCUUUGCAGCAGUUUAAGUUUUUUGACCCUCUAGUUUGUGACGUAUACAUUGGGGCAAAAUCCAGUGACCUUUUAUUUAGCAAGGAUUCUAUAAUUUUUUCUCAGGGUCCACUUAUACAGAUUUUGGAUAUCGAUAAACUUUUAGAAGGAAAAGUUGUCUUUGCCCCACUUAAUGAUCAUCGUGCGAGGAUUACUAGCAUGAGGCCUUUUGCAUGCAGAUUAUUUCCUCUGAAAGAAACAUCUUUAUUUCGGAAUGAGGCACAAAUAAAUGAAAAUGUUUUAGUCACCUCAAGCUGCGAUCACUCUAUUCGGCUAUGGUGGAAGGGAAGUUGCCAGCGAUGUUUUAGAGGUCACAAUGGUCCAGUUACCAUCCUUUCUGAUAAAUUGUUAGGAGAUGGAACUGGAAAAGUUUUUGCCAGUGGAGGUGAAGACAGUACGGUUCGCCUUUGGUCACUGAGCUCAAGCGGAAAGCGUGGUCAACAUGCUUUGAAGGGCACACUUUAUGGGCAUGAGAAACCUAUAGUGCUGAUGUCUGUUACAGGGCAUAGGGCUUCCCUUAUAGUGAGCAUGUCCAAAGAUUCCAAGGUUAGGGUAUGGGACGCCUCUAUAUCAGCUUCUGAUCGUAAUUCUAGCUGUGUGGGCACGACCUCCGUCUCCGGUGUGCCGGUGGGCAUGAAGUGCCAUGAUUCGUUGAUAUAUAUAGCUGCUGGUUCUUCUAUUGAAGCUGUUGACUUGAGGACCAUGAAAAGAGUCUUCAGGACAUCAACUCACCAAGGAAAACUGUACUCAUUUGACAUUAUGCCCUCAAAUUUUUUAGCAUGCACCGGUGGACUUGGCAGAGCCAUGCUUUGGGACAUCAGGAGAAGCACAGGGACCACGGAAGCAUGUCCAAUGGCUGAACUAGAUGGGCAUAUAGGUCCGGUGACCCAUUUGCACAUGGACCCGUACAAAAUAGUAACCGGAGGUCCUAAAGAUCCAAAUGUUAAUAUCUGGCAGGCGGACAACGGUAACCAAACAAAUAUUCUGAUUUCAUCACCUUUAGACAAUGCUGGCUGUUCUGGUUUGGCUGCAGAUGGUUUUCGUAUUGUUACUGCUGGUUACAAUCAAGAAGAGGGUGUAUUACGUUUUCGGGAUUUCAGCAAUGCUGUCUCUUCUGGCUCAUCGACUGACCAGAUCACUGGUUCCAAAUUUUGGUGCCCAUCAACUUCUGGUGAUGCCGAUGACUCUGAUGGCUAAGCAGCUAUUUUAAAUAAUAACAUGAUAGUUAAUUCAAAUGUAAAAAGGCGUAUCAUCUCCAACUAUUAUGUUAUUUUAAAUUUUUUGGAGAUUUUAG